Molecule: messenger RNA, 3822 nt
Organism: Grus americana (Whooping crane)
Lineage: Eukaryota; Metazoa; Chordata; Aves; Gruiformes; Gruidae
Gene: ANO7
Product: anoctamin 7
Exons: 23
Coding region: 187-2934 (915 amino acids)
Biological process (GO): chloride transmembrane transport; calcium activated phospholipid scrambling
Cellular component (GO): plasma membrane
Molecular function (GO): protein dimerization activity; chloride channel activity
Source: RefSeq, a predicted model, not a curated record
UAGAGCAACGGGGUGGCACUUCCCGCUCUCUCCCCACCUACGCAGAAGCAGGUGCAGAGCAGUAGUAGACCGGGGGCUUCCCUUCGUCCUGUGCUGUGCCAGCGCCUGGAUCCAGCACCGUGGGAGGAACAAGCAGUGCAGGGGCCCUGGCAGCAGCACCAGGAGGAAGGGGCAUGAAGGUUCGCCAUGCAGCGGAGGAGGACCACGGAUGACCCCCACUGCGGCCUGGUCAGUCAGGACAGCAGAGGCGCUCACUACGGCAGCUUGAGCGAGGAGGCCAUUGCCAUGCCCCAGCCCAGCGACACAGCCUUGGGCCAGAAGAGCACAGCUAAUGUCUUCAGCAACGGCUGUACGAGGAUAGACUUUGUCCUGGUGUGGGAGACCAUCCCCAGGGAGCUGAGUGGGCAGCAGGACAGCCGUGAGAAUGGGGGCUUGCAGGAGAGAUCUGCCACCACCCACAGGACCUGGCGGAAGAAGUUUCUGGACAAGCUUCAUGCUGCUGGGAUCCACAUGGAAAAGCACAUAACCCGUGUGGAGAAGAAGAUGGUGCAUUACCUGCUGCUGAGCGUGCCCUGGAGCGUGCAAUGCUACUAUGCCGAGGAGCUCCAGCUCCGCGUGCCGCUGCAGGCGCUGCCCAGACAGACCUCCAACUGGUCGGCCAGCGUGCUGCGGCGGCUCGGCAUCCCCAACCUGAUGGCCCAGGAGGUUCCCAACCUGCCGCUGGACUACUACACCUGCCCCUUCAAGGCCAACAAGCUGUGCUGGUUCCUGGGGAGCAACGAGCAGGACACCUUCUUCUCCACCACCCAGAGGCACCAAAUUGUCUAUGAGAUCCUCGCCACGACACAGUACGGCCACUCCAGGGAGCGGGAGGUGGGGGUGGACCGGCUGCUGAGUGAGAACGUCUUCACCGCCGCCUUCCCGCUGCAUGAGGCAAGACCCCACCGUGCCCCCAGGGACCACCCUGCUGCCAGCCCCGCACGCCCAGCUGGCCCUGCGCCCACCCCCUGCCUCUCCCCACAGGGUCCCUACAAGCCCCGGCCGGAGGAGCUGGCUGCUGGUGGCCUCAGCCAGCGCCAAGUCCUCUUUCGGUACUGGGCCAGCUGGAGCAAGUGGAGCAAGUACCAGCCACUGGAUCACGUCCGCACGUACUUUGGGGAGAAGGUUGCUUUCUAUUUUGCCUGGCUGGGUUUCUACACAGGGUGGCUCUUGCCUGCUGCAGUGGUGGGGACGGUGGUGUUCGUCACAGGCAUUUUCCUGAUGUUCAGUGACGUACCUUCGCAGGAGAUCUGCGCAAGCAAAGAGCAGUACUGGAUGUGUCCCCUCUGCAAGACCUGUCCCUACUGGCAGCUCUCUAAAAUGUGCAGCACAUUCAUGGCAGGACGGCUCUUUGACCAUGGCGGGACCAUCUUCUUCAGCAUCUUCAUGUCCCUCUGGGCAGUGCUGUUCCUGGAGUUCUGGAAGCGAACCAAUGCAUCCCUGGCUCACCACUGGGAGUGCUUUGAGUUCGAGGACAUCGAGGAGCGGCCACGGCCCCAGUUCACGGCUAUGGCUCCCAUGACAACAAUAAAUCCUGUAACGGGUGCGGAGGAGCCAUAUUUCCCCAAGAGCAGCCGCCUCCACCGGAUUUUGGCUGGUUCGAUAAUCAUUAUAAUGAUGAUUGCCAUGGUGGUGAUGUUUGUGGUCUCUGUUAUUCUCUACCGGGCCGUGGUUGCCAUCCUCCUCUCCAGCUCAGGGUACUUCUGGUUUGUGGCUUCGGCAUCCCGCAUUGCUAGCUUCACUGGCUCAGUGGUGAACCUCAUCAUCAUCCUCAUCCUCUCCAAGAUCUAUACUUCCCUGGCUCAUUUCCUCACCAAGUGGGAGAUGCACCGCACCCAGACCAAGUAUGAGGAUGCCUUCACCUUCAAAGUGUUCGUCUUCCAGUUUGUCACCUUCUACUCCUCUCCCGUUUACAUCGCCUUCUUCAAGGGCAAGUUUGUUGGCUAUCCUGGGAACUACCUGAGCUUUCUGGGGGUCUGCAACGAGGAGUGCAGCCCGGGUGGGUGCUUCAUUGAGCUGGCGCAGGAGCUGCUGGUCAUCAUGGUGGGGAAGCAGAUCAUCAACAAUGUGCAGGAGGUGGCCAUCCCGAAGCUGAAGUGCUGGUGGCACAAGCACAAGCUUCUCUCCACCAAGAAGGAGGAUGAGGAGGGGAAGUCAGUCCCAGUGGAGCAGGCACCCUGGGUGAUGGACCACCAGCUGCUGGUGUUCGAGGGGCUGUUUGACGAGUACCUGGAGAUGGUUCUGCAGUUUGGCUUCAUCACCAUCUUUGUGGCGGCCUGUCCCCUGGCACCCCUCUUCGCUCUGCUCAACAACUGGGUGGAGAUCCGCCUGGAUGCCCACAAGUUCAUCUGUGACUACCGGCGGCCCGUGGCCGAGCGGGCGCAGGGCAUCGGCAUCUGGUUCUCCAUCCUGGAGGCCAUCACUCACCUGGCUGUCAUCAGCAACGCCUUCCUCAUUGCCUUCACCUCCGAUUUCCUGCCCCGUAUGUACUAUGAGUACGUCCACGACAGCAGCCUGCGCGGCUACGUGAACUUCACCUUGGCAUACGCACCGUGGGACUUUGUCCUGCAGAGCAACAUCACGUGCAGAUACAGAGCGUUUCGGGACCGGGAUGGCAACUUGACCUUGACUUACUGGCAGCUGCUGGCCAUACGCUUGGGCUUCAUCAUCGUGUUCGAGCACGUGGUUUUCUUCAUCGGCCGUGUGAUUGCAUGGCUGGUACCCGACAUUCCUGAGUCCGUGGAGGUCAAGGUGAAGCGUGAACGGUACCUGGCCAAGGAGGCCCUGGCUGAGAACAAGGUCCUUUUGGAGAGACGGGAGACAAGAAGCAAGGCCAGCGUCACAGAUCCGGCCGCAGGCAGGGACUGGGAAACCGAGCAGUUCUCCAGCAGCUGAGCGCCGCAGCAUGCCCCGAGGCCCACGGCUGGGUGCUGGGACUGAAGCGCUGCCGACCGGCUCCUCCUUGGGCCAGCCUGGAGCCGCAGGGCAGCAGGCGUGCCUUCCCUGCCCAGCUGGCACACAGGCAUUUGGGGACAGCUAUUGCUAAAGGCAGGGAGGGACGCAGCUGGCUCUGGGUGUUUGUCCGAGCUCAUUGGCGGUACCACAAGGUAACUCCACCGCUGCGUAAACCUGGCCUGAGCCAAUUAAAGGAGGCUGGCCACGCCGCGUCCCUGGGUUGUGCUCAGCUGGCACAGGGCAGCGCCUGCCCCCAGCAACCGCACCACUGGUCGGUGCGACUGCAGCUCCGCUUGCCGCUUGGCGGUGGCAAAGGUGGGCUACAGCCUCCUGCACUGGCUCCUGCUUCUGCCUCCACCUGUGCUGGAUGCGACCCCGGUGGGAGGGUUUGCUUCCGCCGGUGCCAGCAGGUACAGUGAGAACAGCUGAGCUGCUGUGGGGAGGGCGAGAGCCGUGGAGACACCUGGGGAACCUGAGGGGCAUGCUGUCACCCUGACACCGUACCCCUGAGCCAAGCUGUCGGAGAGCAGCAGCUCGGCCCCAGCCAGCGGGUGCUGUGCAGCGGGGCCAGCCGCAGGAGGCAGACAGAGGCUCUGGUUCCGGAGGACGUGAGCAAGAGGGACCGUGGCAGUGUCCCUGGCACCACUUCCCUGGGUGCGAGCAGGUCAGUGCCUCCCCGCUGCUCUCACCUCCUCCUUCGACCCAGCCGCUUGCUGCGCAACAGCAUGGCCCCAGCAGAGCUCUCACGUGCAAGCUGGAAUUCCUCAAACCGGGCUAAACCCGGCCAAGCAAGGGCUGCCUCGGCUCUCAACCCACCGGUAGAAAUAA